Messenger RNA from Penicillium griseofulvum, 786 nucleotides. RefSeq lists its product as uncharacterized. Lineage: Eukaryota; Fungi; Ascomycota; Eurotiomycetes; Eurotiales; Aspergillaceae. Bases 1 to 786 code for a protein of 261 amino acids. The record is from RefSeq and is a predicted model, not a curated record. The transcript has a single exon.
AUGCAGAACCAAAGAAGCAUCACAUUGCUCCAGGCAGAAGCCGACGAAGACAACGAGAGUUAUUUCCGACUUCUGAUCAAUGGGUCAGUCAGGUAUAUAACCAUUGUCCAAGGCAUCUGGAGCACGGAGGAUAUGUGCUUCGGUCCAUCUCUAGCCUCGAUUCUCCCGGAUCUUCCUACAGGUGAUUGGAACGACGGAUUAGUGACCAAACACCCAGAAACCGGCGAACCAUACUUUGCGCGCGCCGCUCGAACCUCAUUUCCUGGAGUUACGAAUACAUGGCAUAACACCUUUGUUGAUUAUCUGGACCUGAGAGAGGCUAGGCGACUCCGAACAGGCGUCUACGAAGUUAAAUGUCCCCAAUUUGAGGAACUUGUCGUCGUCAAGUUUGCUCGCUUUGAUUGGGAAAUUGGAUAUAUGGAGGGCGAGACUGCUGCCUACAAGUUGAUUGAGGGUUAUGAGAUUGGUCCCCGGUUCCUGGGACAUCUCACUGAAGAUGGUCGUGUUAUUGGUUUCUUGGUGGAGCGUAUUGCCAAUGCACGACAUGCUGGGCUUCGGAAUCUUGAUAUUUGCCAACAGACUCUUACUCGGUUACAUGCUUUAGGGAUUAAGCAUGGUGAUGUGAAUCGGUUCAACUUCAUGAUUCGUGACUCGAGGGCUAUUUUGAUUGAUUUUGACACGGCGCGCAAGUGCAAUGAUUCUAAGUUGCUUGCUGAGGAGAUCCAGAAUCUACUAGAAGCGUUGAAAUCCUCGUCGGAUAAGGGUGGUGGGGGGUAUCUUUGUUAG